Molecule: messenger RNA, 1756 nt
Organism: Vidua chalybeata
Lineage: Eukaryota; Metazoa; Chordata; Aves; Passeriformes; Viduidae
Gene: RUNX1
Product: RUNX family transcription factor 1
Exons: 6
Coding region: 26-1405 (459 amino acids)
Biological process (GO): regulation of transcription by RNA polymerase II; hemopoiesis; regulation of cell differentiation
Cellular component (GO): nucleus
Molecular function (GO): RNA polymerase II cis-regulatory region sequence-specific DNA binding; ATP binding; DNA-binding transcription factor activity, RNA polymerase II-specific
Source: RefSeq, a predicted model, not a curated record
UGUGUGGCUCUAAAGGCUUGUUGUGAUGCGUAUCCCCGUAGAUACCAGCACCAGCCGCCGCUUCACGCCGCCCUCCACCACGCUGAGCCCGGGGAAGAUGAGCGAGCCGCUGGCGCUGCCCGGCGCCGAGCACAGCGGGGCUUUGCCGGGGAAGCUGCGCAGCGCCGACCGCAGCAUGGUGGAGGUCCUGGCGGAUCACCCCGGGGAGCUGGUGCGCACCGACAGCCCCAACUUCCUCUGCUCCGUGCUGCCCACGCACUGGCGCUGCAACAAGACGCUGCCCAUCGCCUUCAAGGUGGUGGCCCUGGGGGACGUCCCCGACGGGACCCUGGUGACGGUGAUGGCCGGGAACGACGAGAAUUACUCGGCGGAGCUGCGCAACGCCACGGCGGCCAUGAAGAACCAGGUGGCGCGCUUCAACGACCUGCGCUUCGUGGGCAGGAGCGGCAGAGGGAAGAGCUUCACUCUGACGAUCACUGUCUUCACAAACCCUCCCCAAGUGGCCACGUACCACAGAGCCAUCAAGAUCACAGUGGAUGGACCUCGGGAACCCCGAAGACAUCGGCAGAAAAUAGAUGAGCAGACAAAGCCCGGCAGCUUGUCCUUUUCUGAGCGCCUGAGCGAGCUGGAGCAGUUGCGUCGCACGGCCAUGAGGGUCAGCCCACACCACCCAGCCCCCACACCCAACCCUCGAGCCUCCUUGAACCACAGCACAGCUUUUAACCCUCAGCCUCAGAGUCAGAUUCAGGACACCCGGCAGGUGCAGCCCUCGCCGCCCUGGUCCUACGACCAGUCCUACCAGUACCUGGGCUCCAUCGCCACGCCCGCCGUGCACCCGGCCACGCCCAUCUCACCUGGCCGGGCCGGCGGCAUGACCUCGCUCACGGCCGAGCUCUCCAGCCGCCUCUCAGGAGCGUCCGACCUGACGGCGUUCAGCGACCCCCGGGUGGGCAUCGACCGCUCCUUCCCGGCGCUGCCGUCCAUCUCCGACCCUCGCAUGCACUACCCGGGAGCCUUCACCUACACGCCCACGCCCGUCAGCUCCGGCAUCGGCAUCGGCAUGUCGGCCAUGUCCACGGCCACCAGAUACCACACGUACCUCCCGCCGCCCUACCCCGGCUCCUCCCAGGCUCAGGGCAGCCCCUUCCAGACCAGCUCCCCCUCCUACCACCUGUACUACGGCACCUCGGCCGGCUCCUACCAGUUCUCCAUGAUCUCCGGCGGGGACCGCUCGCCGCCGCGCAUCCACCCGCCCUGCACCAACGCCUCCACGGGCUCCGCGCUGCUCAACCCCAACCUGCCCAACCAAAGCGACGUGGUGGAGGCCGAAGGGAGCCACAGCAACUCGCCCACCAACAUGGCCAGCACGGCAAGGCUGGAGGAGGCCGUGUGGAGGCCGUACUGAGGAGGUCGGGAGGAGCUCGAGGGUCAGGACUAACGGACUUCCCAUUUCCCGGCGCCCGGAGGGAUCCCAGAAACUUCCCUGCGGGCCCUGCCGCGCUCAUCCGUGAGUUUCAGGAGCAAACCCUCCCGAAGUUGGCGCUCCCAGGGGUGGUGGCUCUCGUUGCCCAGGCCCUGGUGGAGCCGCGUCGCUCCGGCAAAGAAUUCCCGGCAGGAGAACGAGCUUCUGGAAAGGAGGACGGCCCAGCUGGUGGUGCAGAGGUAGCGAGGGUGGGUAGAAGGGUAUCCAGCCUGAUUCCAGGCCUGUGGCUUCCCGACGUGCCUGGGCUUGAAGGUCUCCACAGCCCUGAAAGAG